GCGUCUCUCGAGGGUCGCGGGAGAAUCGCAGCUCGUUGCGAGAGGUGCAAGUUGCAGCUCUGAACGGUAAGAGAAGAGAGACGAUCGCGAGGCGGAUAGACGACGAUGGGACGAAACGAACAGCUGGAAUGACGGAGAAGAACGAGCGCGCGAACGAGCGAGAGGCAAGUAGCUGGACCGUGGUGCCUCCACCAUGGAGACGGAUGCUACGAUGCGGCAGAUCGAGAGGGAGGAAGAGAAUCGGUUGGAGGGAGAGCUCGCAAGAGGGGGAGGAAGGAAUGGAGAGAAAGAGCGAGAGCGCGAUCGGCCGCAGUAAGGAGCGAGAAAGACGACGAGAGAAGGCCGCGGUAGUCUUUCUCGCCCGACUAGGUGAGAUAAGGACGAGGCGGACAAACGGACUGACGAAGGUGUCUAAGGUAGGGGAUACUCAGUCUCGCGGCCACGUGCUAUACGAGCGCACGCCCUGAGCCGGCCGGCCAGCCAGCCAGCCAGCCAGUCAACCUGCCAACCUUAUCUACCUUCCAAGAAGCCGUCCUCUUCUUUGUCACCUCGUAUAAUCUCACGCGCCUUCCCUCAAUCAUUCCAUCUGAUCUUGUCCGUCCAUCCUUUGUUUUUCUUCUGAUAAGCUGAAAAUUGAUCGAAAAGUCAAGUGACGUGGUUGCCAGCGUGCGGUUGCUACGAUUCUCCAGUGUACCCUUUACAAAAGAAAAAAGCGUAAAACAUAGUGAUUCCAAGAAGAAAUCACAGUGAUUAGAAGAAAAGAUACUUGAUUUCUACGAUAUCAAUUAGCGUGGUCUGCGUGGCAACAACCCCAAGGUAAAUUCUUCCCGACGGACUAUCACUAAUAUUUUCAACAACGCGAGUGUGCAUCAGACGGAUGCAAUUUGGUGCAAUGACGUUAUCGCGACGAGGACGAUCGUGAACUGUUUGAUGAUACGAAUAAAGUGUACGAAUAAAGAAUGUGUGUUUUCUGUGUGAGAGGCGACAUGAUGCAUAGUGUCGCGGCGGACUGACGUUCUCACAGACGUAAUAGUGCGCAAGACUGAACGCAGGAUUCAUGUGUAGCAAGAAGUGGAGUCGUUGAGAGAAGGAUAAGCGGAGUUAUCGGUGGAAAGUUUCCCACGCAGUGACAGCCACGGCAAAGGCACGGAGAAGACGUGCAAUAUGUUGACUCGCUGCGUUGAACGGGAGGAGGGCAGGUCAGGUUGUAGGCCAAGACGGCUGACACCGAAGGAGUAAAACGCGUCGAAUGGACGUGGGCGAUUUAUCGGGCACGGCAGGAUUGGUAGGGAGCGGAUCCAUCUCGGUUGCGACGGGUGUCGGUAUCAUCGCCAACACGACAUCCGCCACCCCAGGGUGGUGGACGCCUACGUCGACGAUCGCCUCGGCAGCGGCCAACACUGACGUGAUGAAUCAGCUCUGCAGGGUUUGCGGAGAGCCGGCCGCGGGUUUUCACUUCGGGGCCUUCACGUGCGAAGGCUGCAAGUCUUUCUUCGGACGCACCUACAACAACUUGGGCAGCAUCUCCGAAUGCAAGAACGGUGGCGUCUGUGUGAUCAAUAAGAAGAAUCGCACUGCGUGUAAGGCAUGCCGCUUGCGAAAAUGUCUGUUGGUGGGAAUGUCCAAAUCUGGCUCGCGUUACGGUCGACGCUCCAAUUGGUUCAAGAUCCACUGCUUGCUGCAGGAGCAAUCGCACCAGGCGCAAACCCGCCUGAUCAAGGAUCCCAAAUCUGCGUACGAAAAAGCCUUCGGUUCACUGGACGCCGCAAACAACAACAACAAUAACAACAACAGCACCGAGAACGCCAGCAGUACCAGCGCCAGCAGUAUCGCCGGAAUCGUCACCACGGCGACCACCACGGCCAACAGUUACCAUCAUCUGCAUCAUCAUCACCACCCGGACCGGUUGCCUAAAAGGGAGGAUGGUGCGCUCAGGCCGCCGGAAGUGUCGCCGGUGCAAUUGCGGUCACCCGACGUGCCGCCCAGGACUAGUCAGGACGCGAUCCUGAGGUCCGGCGAUCUCUCGAGGGGUCCGCACGAGCUGCUCAGGCCCGAGGUCUCGAGGUUCCCCAUGUGGCGAGGUCCACCGUUGUUUCAUCCAGCGCUUACGCACAUGCAGCUGCUGAACACGCCGUUCUUUCCAUUCCAGCAACGUUUCAUCGUACCUUAUGUGAAUCAGGUAGGCCCACCGCAGAUGGUGGCCAGUCUGUCGAGCACGUCCAGCGAGAGCGUGAGUCCGCGAUCGACCCCGUCGCCGACCAAGAGAAGCGAGGAGGCGCGGGAAUGCCGCGAGGUCAGCCGCGAGGCAAACACCGAGCGGGAUCGGUGUCCGCGAAGAGGAUCGAUCGAGGUCGCGUACGACAAGAGUGUGGCGUUCCUGCGAUCUCUCGGGCCGGUGCAGGAGGAGCCGAUGGAUCUCAGCAUGAAGGAUACGCGGACGGACGGACAGGAGGCGGACGCUGGUAGCGUGGAGGAGGACGAGGACGAGGAGAGGUCGAGCGACAGCGAGGGCAACGAGCUUCUGCAGGACACCGGACCGCCCCUGGAUCUCACCCGGAAGACAUGACCUCGGAUACCGAAUGGUGCUCGAUAGCUGCUUAUUAGAAUUUGGACUCAAUUGGGACAGAAUCGUCACUGAUGUCGCGAAGAGGUAACGAUGCGACGUCAUCGAGAUGAUGAUGGAGGACCCUUAUAAAAGAAAUGAAGGUUGCAUGAUCGAAACUCUCGACGAAGGAAAAGAAAGAUGGACGUUCGAGAGCAGAGACGUAUGAGACGGGUGGGAAACCUGCAAGAGAUGAGGAGGAGUAGGAGGACGGAGGGAAGGAAAGGUGAGGCGAGGACGAUAAUGGAGAAGAACGCGCGAAUCUGCACGAGCUACGGAGGAGAGAAGGAGAGAGAGACAGGGACAGAGAAUGAGAGGAGGUACAGUUACAUCGUAAUAACGCGGCGAGCAAGCAGCGCGGCGGCCAAGUGUCAAAGGUGCCUUGGCGCAAGAAACGAGAAGACGACCCCAAGGGGAAAAGAGGAGUAGCCGAAUACGAUUACACUGGAACGACACGAGGGAAAAGCGGGAGAAGAGCGCGCUGUCGACCGACGUUCGAAGAGGAGGAAGAGAACGAAGAAGGAAAAGUGCCGCGCGCAUAGCCAGCCGGUAUAAACGGCUUUUACGAUCGGCGAUCGUCCGAUCGAUGAAAAUUGCUCAAGCCGCUCGUGUAUCAGCCGACACGCAGACCCUUUUGCCCGGGUCGGCAAGCCCGGCAAGCGGCAGGUGUACGUUGAUGGGGCGGCGAGGAUGUUGGCUCGCGACACGUUCUCCCGCGUCCGAGGAAAACGUACGACGGACGAUUGUGCCUUGAAAGCGGUGCCUUUAAAAGUGUGCCGGUGAUAGUUUAGCGACGAUUGAGCGACGUAUGUAUUAGCGUUAGCGUAUAAGCGUGGUGACACGCUCAGCGAUGGCCAGUGAGUGUUCCGCGCCAACGUACUAUCGCGCCAACGAAGCGGUGUUCGGUGGGUUUACACGUCCAUUCGCCAAAGUGUCAGCGUUGACGCGGCACGACACGGACGAGGACAACUCGGGCGUCGGAUAAAUUGUGAUUUCGCGAAUUUUCUAUACUUUUAGCGCAUAACUUAUAUUUUUCUCGAGUCUGUCGCGCGGGAGAACACAGGGACCACGCGAGCACAAACGAAGAGGUCACUUCGGAUCGUGCCAAUCGUCCGCGCGGUGAGAUUAUAAUUGUAAUCGCACAAAGUACAAGUAUAACGAGAAUAGAGAGGAUGUACAGGAGAGAUCGCCGCGAUCGGACGAUACACACGCGACCGCCGGGGUACCGCCGCUCGUGUGUCUUGUCCGAGAGCGCCAAGUGAAAUAAAGAAUAUUGUAUACCUGAA
Messenger RNA from Ooceraea biroi (clonal raider ant), 3888 nucleotides. Its product is annotated as hormone receptor 4. Lineage: Eukaryota; Metazoa; Arthropoda; Insecta; Hymenoptera; Formicidae. The record is from RefSeq and is a predicted model, not a curated record. Gene Ontology annotation, biological process: regulation of DNA-templated transcription. Gene Ontology annotation, molecular function: DNA-binding transcription factor activity; sequence-specific DNA binding; zinc ion binding.